CAGACGAACGUUACCGGAGACAAGGGUAUUCCCCUGUGAGGAACGUGGGAGAAGGAGGCGGUGAUCGAGACACGGACAGCAAUCGUUUGAAGUUUAUCUGUCAAUGCUGGGCACUGAUUUCCUCUGGUGGGAUGGAAGGGAAAAGGAAGAGGAGCGAUGAAGAUGAAGAUGAAAAAUCUGUACAGAAGCAGGCCAGAUCAAGACAAGACAUUACUGGUAUGACAGGAGGAAAGGCCAAGAAUUGUAUCGUAAUUGGGCAAAAUAAUCAAACAUGCCAUCAUUUUCAAGAUCUUAUUUCUGAAACAGAGCUGAAAAUCCGCUCAAUGGAUGACAGCAAGCACGUGUCAACACACGCAGAGGAUGCUGCCUACAAGCAUCUGACGGAACAAGGUUGUGUGGUCAUCAGGGGGAGAUCAGGAUCUGGGAAAUCCCACAUGGGCUACACUCUGUUACAGAGGGCAUCGAAGGAGUUCUCACGGAAACCAGUAAAGAUAUCAUCACCUGAUGAAUGGAACUAUCUACCCAAAUCCAGUCUUGACAGUAUUCAUAUAUCUGAAUAUUUUGCUGACAAAUUCAUAGUCAUGAUUGACGAUAUUUUCGGAUCUACUAAUCUGAUCCAACACAAUCUGGACCAGUGGAGACAGAAGUUUGACCUUGUGUGGCCUCAGGUGGAAUCUGGACAAAUCUGGUUAGUGAUGACAUCAAGAUCAGAAAUAAUUACACAAACAGAAUCAACCUUACAUAGGUAUGACAUAUUUACAUCUUCAAGAAGUAUCAAAUUGGAUGAAAAAUUACACGGUCUCACAGAAGAAGAGAAAAUAGAGUUUUUGGACACGCUGUGUGGAAAUCAUAUAACAUAUGUGGAAAAAACUUUGAUAGCAAUGACAGACACGGCUCUAGGCUUUCCACAAUGUUGUAAAUAUUUUGCUUCACAUAAACACAUAAAGGAAAGUGGUUACAAUUUCUUCCGCAAGCCCUUUGAAAUUAUCAAAGAAGAGAUUAAGUCUCUGAAAAGGAGUCAACGAGAUAGCUAUUGUAUGUUGCUUAUGGUUGUGGCAUAUGAUGGACAGCUUCCAAAAAGACUUGUGAAAACAAUUAGUCCUCCUGAAGAGUUUACAAGUCGAUGUAAGCAAAUGAUGAAAGCUUCUGGUUUGAAGGAGGAACCAAAUAUGAAGGAGAUUCUUCAAGCUUUGUGUUGUGUUUACCUUGUCAGCGAUGGGAAUUGUUAUCAGUUCUCACACAGGUCAAUACAUGAUGUCUUGUUUGUGGAUUUAUGUGAGUCAUUCCCCGAUUUGGGAAUAGACAUGUGCACGCCAUCUAUGUUAGUCGAAUAUAUUUGGACUCUUACAGAUAUUAAAUGUGAUAUGAGAAAUGUGUUUGUUUUGGAAAAAGAUUAUUAUCCAACAUUGGCAAAAAAACUGAGAGAAUAUUUGACGAACAAGGACAGUCGAUACAUUGUAUUGUCCCAUCCUUCUCUAAACGAUGGAAAUAUUUUCCGAGAGAUAUUUGGAGGAUGUGAUAUUAAGAUGAUGUCAUUGCAAAGAAAAGAGAACAAGUGGAUUGUUGAAACAGACUAUGAUGUAAGAUAUAGGUUCUGCAAAGUAUGUUCAAACAAUGAUCAGGAGAUUGGAAAGUGUGCAGGCAUUACGUAUGGUUAUUUCCUAUCUCAUACCAUAAUGAAUGGUAUGGUUAUGUUUGCUGAAUACAUCAUUCACCAAGUCAGUUCUGCCACUGAUGCUGAAACCCAGUCUAUGCUUAACGAAGCCUUAGUGUGUUCUGUUUACGUGGGCCAAAACCACUUAGUUGAUGUAUUGCUCAGAAUGGGAGUACUACCAUCUUGGAAAUGUCUUCAUGUUCUGAGUACUUCACCAGGAUUGAAUCCUCAAACUUCCUUAAAGUUGAUAAAAAUUAUCAAACUAAAACCAGAUAGCCUGAAACAGCUUUUCCACACUUCUGUUAAGCAUUACAAUGUGACCUUCCUCGAAAGUAUAAUUGAAAUGUGCACUGAAAAUAUGUAUAAUCACAAAAAUGUUUACAGAAAAGCCAUUGAAGGUCUAAUUACAGAACUAAAUACAUCAGCAAGAUAUAGAGAUAUAUUGAGCACACUUUCCAGAGCGGUGGAAGUCAUGUCACUUCUUCACAAGGCAGGUGGAAUCAUGGAUCUUGAUGAAAUUUUGACUCUCGCAUCUUGCAAAAAUGCCCCAGAUACGCUGAUAGAAUUCAUCUAUGUGGUUUUUCAAAUUCCCCCUUCUAAUUGCGAUGAAAUGAAGUCGAGUUUGUGUCACGGAAAGAAGUUCCAUCAACUUUUAAGAUCUUUGAUUGACAGAGAGGCUCCAGUACAAAUGAAGGACGAAACUGUGAAAACUCUUCUCCAUAAAGCAGCAUCGAAUCAAUGCAAGCAAUGUGUCAACAUGUUGCUUUCUGAUGUGGAAGGAACUGAUAGUGAUGGUAACACAGCCUUACACUGCUUGAUAAAAUCUGAUGAAAAUCACAAUCAUGAAGUGUUGGAAAUACUAAUUGAAAAGACAAAUUACAGACAAUGCAACAAAUGUGAUGAGUUGCCACUACAUCCUGAUGAACCUUAUCAAAAACAUUUUUACCAAGAAACAUGUCAACGCUUUUUUGACAAGAAGGCAAGUAUUCAUAUCAAGAACAAUCUAGGAAAGACAGUUCUGCACUUGGCAGCUGAGGCAAAGUGCAAAAAAUGUCUGGAAAUGUUGCUACCAAUGUUAGAUAUAAAUGAUCAGGAUAAGGCGGGGAAUACUACACUGCACUGUCUGACUCACUUUAAACGAUAUGGUGAUUUUGUAAAGAGUAAAUGUUCAGACCAUGAAACAUAUCAGCUCUUACUUGACAAGGGGCCAGAUGUCCAUAUCAAGAACAAGGCAGGACAGACAGUCCUGCACUUGGCAGCUUGGGCAAAUUGUAAAAAAUGUGUGGAAAUGUUGCUACCGAUGUCAGAUAUAAAUGAUCAGGAUGAGAAGGGGAACACUGCAUUACACCAUCUCACUCACCAUUUCGCUUUCUAUAGAUACUAUUAUGGUAAAAGAAGUAGGUGUUUAGACCAUGAAACAUAUCAGCUCUUUCUUGACAAGGGGGCAGAUGUGCAGAUCAAGAACAAUGAAGGACAGACAGUUCUGCAGUUGGCAGCGAGGGCAAAUUGUAAAAAAUGUGUGGAAAUGUUGUUACUGAUGUUUGACAUAAAUGAUCAGGAUGAGGCAGGGAACACUGCACUACACUAUCUGCAUCACCAAGGAUUACAUUUUAAGCGAAUAAGUGGAGGUGAUUGCCAUAAAACCUUUCAGCUCCUUCUUGACAAGGGGGCUGAUGUUCAAAUUAAGAACAAGGAAGGAAAGACAGUUCUGCACGGGGCAGCUGAGACACAUUGUCACAAAUGUGUGGAAAUGUUGCUACCGAUGUUUGACAUAAAUCUUCAGGAUGAGGGAGGGAACACUGUACUACACAAUCUGCAUUGUCAAAAAUCAUAUUUUUUUGAAAGGAGUGAAUGUGUUUGUCAUAAAACUUGUCAGCUCUUUCUUGACAAAGGGGCUGAUGUGAAAAUCAAGAACAAGAAAGGACAGACAGUUCUGCACUUGGCAGCUGAAACACUUUGUAACAAAUGUGUGAAAAUAUUGCUUCCGAUGUUUGACAUAAAUGAUCGGGAUGAGGCAGGGAACACUGCACUACACUAUCUCACUCACUGUGAAAUACCUUUUAAUGAAAGGAGUAACUUUGUUUGCUUUGAAACAUAUCAGCUCUUUCUUGACAAGGGGGCUGAUGUGAAAAUCAAGAACAAGGAAGGACAAACAGUUUUGCACUUGGCAGCUGAGGCAAAUUGUAAACAUAUUGUGGAAAUGCUGCUCCCCAUGUUUGACAUAAAUGAUCAGGAUGAGGCAGGGAACACUGCACUACACUAUCUGCACUGCCAAGAUUCACAUUUCAAUAGAAGGGAAUGUUUACAUUGUGAAAUAUAUUUGCUCUUUCUUGACAAGGGGGCUGAUGUGAAAAUCAAGAACAAGGAAGGACAGACAGUUCUGCACUUGGCAGCUGAGGCAAACUGUAAAAGAUCUUUGGAAAUGUUGCUACCGAUGUUUGACAUAAAUGUUCAGGAUGACAUGGGGAAAACUGCUCUACACUAUCUCACUCACAAUGAUUCAAAUGUUGAGGAAUCUGUGUUUGAUAGAAAAAGUAAAUGUUUAGACCAUGAAACAUAUCAGCUCUUUCUUGACAAGGGGGCUGAUGUGCAAAUCAAGAACAAGGAAGGACAGACAGUCCUGCACUUGGCUGCUAAGGCAAAUUGUAACAAAUGUGUGGAAAUGUUGCUACCAAUGUUUGACAUAAAUGAUCAGGAUGAGGCAGGAAACACUGCACUACACUAUCUGCAUUGCCAAGAAUCAUAUUUUUAUGGAGUAAGUAAAUCUGUUUGUCAUAAAACAUAUCAGUUCUUUCUUGACAAGGGGGCUGAUGUGAAAAUCAAGAACAAGGAAGGACAGACAGUCCUGCACUUGGCAGCAAAAGCAAAUUGUAAACAUAUUGUGGAAAUGUUGCUACCGAUGUUUGACAUAAAUGAUCAGGAUGAGGCAGGGAACACUGCACUACACUAUCUGCACCGCCAAGAUUCACAUUUCCAUAGAAGGGAAUGUUUACACCGUGAAAUAUAUCUGCUCUUUCUUGACAAGGGGGCUGAUGUGAAAAUCAAGAACAAGGAAGGACAGACAGUUCUGCACUUGACAGCUGAGGCAAACUGUAAAAGAUCUUUGGAAAUAUUGCUGCCGAUGUUUGACAUAAAUGUUCAGGAUGACGUGGGGAAAACUGCUCUACACUAUCUCACUCACAAUGAUUCAAAUGUUGAGGAAUCUGUGUUUGAUAGAAGAAGUAAAUGUUUAGACCAUGAAACAUAUCAGCUCUUUCUUGACAAGGGGGCUGAUGUGCAAAUCAAGAACAAGGAAGGACAGACAGUCCUGCACUUGGCUGCUAAGGCAAAUUGUAAAAAAUGUGUGGAAAUGUUGCUACCGAUGUCAGAUAUAAAUGAUCAAGCUUUCUCUUGA
Molecule: messenger RNA, 5048 nt
Organism: Haliotis rufescens (red abalone)
Lineage: Eukaryota; Metazoa; Mollusca; Gastropoda; Lepetellida; Haliotidae
Exons: 6
Coding region: 132-5048 (1638 amino acids)
Biological process (GO): protein localization to ciliary inversin compartment
Cellular component (GO): ciliary inversin compartment
Molecular function (GO): protein binding
Source: RefSeq, a predicted model, not a curated record